AUGUCUAAAACAACGAUUGUUGAGAUUCCAUCUUCAAAUGAUUUAUUAACAGAAACAGAUAAUAUAGCUACAGAAUCGGUUGCUAAGAAUGAAGAUGAAGAAACUUGGCUAUAUGAAAAUAAUAAAGCAAAAAGUACUGAAAAUAUAGAUAAUACAACAGCACCAUCCAUUGAUGAAAUAACAACACAAGAAAUCAAUGCUAGAGAAAAAGCAACAGUAACAUCAACAAUAACAACACCAUUAAUUGAUAGUCAAUUAGAUGAUGAUUCAGAUGAUGACGAUGGAAUUCAAGUGACUAUCGGUGAUUAUGAACCAGAAGUAUCGAAUUUUCAAACAAAUCGACAAAAACCUCGAGGAAUGUUAUCAGGGGGUUCUGCCACUAUGCCACCAAAACCAUCAAUCACUCGAGGUAUAGAUUUUGAUGCACAAGGUGUUAUUAAUGGACAACCAACAUAUGAUCAUGAUAUACUGAAUGCAUAUAAAGAUGAAGAAAAACCAUGGAAAAAACCAGGAGCGGAUAUUACUGAAUAUUUUAAUUAUGGUUUUACUGAAGAAACAUGGGCGCAAUAUUGUGAGCGACAACGACGUUUACGUAGUGAAAAUAAUUUAGCACGUCUUAAUACUACUCACAUUCCACCAAUGCUUCCAAAUCAUCCUCCCAUGGUUCAUCCAAUAAAUUCUCAUCCAGUAAUGAUGAUAAAUAAACCUAUGAAUAUGUCAAUGAUACUACGUCCUAUGAAUAUGCGAAAACCUGAUGGAAAAAUUGAUGUUAUCGGUACAACUGAUCAUACAUCUCGUCGAACAAUGUUCGAAACAUCAAAUAAUUUUGAACAUUCACCAUUUAUAAAUGGACUUCAAUUUCUUGGUGGUCAACCACCUAGUGGACAAACAGUAGGUGAUCUUAUAUCGACACCAUCAAAUUCGAAUGGUCCUCCACCAUCAGGUAAUCCUCAUCAUAUACAAACUUUGGGUAUGCCUCGAUUACCGAUGAUACGCUUACCACCUGGCAUGCCAUUUCGAGCUCAAUUCGGUCAUAUGCAUGCACCUGGCGGUCCACAAUUCUUUCCUCGUGGGGCUGCUGGAGGAAUGCAUGGUGAUAGACUUCCGCGACCAUAUUUUGUACCUCAUCCUGCUCCACAACCAUGGGAUCAAACUGGUGGACCACCUGUACAUAAUUUUCCACCUGGACCAUUUCCGCCACAAGUUACUGCAUCAGCAGCCAAUAAUAAUGGGCGAAUUGCUACACUACCUAGUCGAAGUCCAACACCUGAAAAUCGUUCAUCAAAUGGUUCAACACCAGAAGAAAAUCGAACUAGUAGUACUGAUGAUAAUGAUAAAUCAUCAAAAGAUGAUCGAUAUAAAGAAAAAUACAGAGAUGAACGUGAUUAUCAUUCAUCUUCUCGGCAUCGUUCAUCAUCAUCUUAUCAUUCACGACAACGAACUGAUGAAUAUGAACGACCAAGAAAUGAUAGAAAAUCAUCAAGAGAUCGAGAUGAUAAAUAUGAACAUCAUUCACGAAAACGACAAAAUAGAGAAGAUAACAGUCGUCAUCAUCGAGUCGAUGAUGAAUCAUCGCGUAGUUAUCGUUCAUCACGUCGUACACCAACAAAAAAUAGUUCCUCACCAUCAAAAAUCAAUUCUUCUAUUUCAACACCAACGGAAUCAUCUCAAACAGUCAAUAAACAAAUAGCUGAAUCUGAUCAAGUAACAUCUUCAUCAUCAUCACCAGCAAAUCGAUUACGUCAUACUCAUCAUAAAAAAUCAUCUAAACGAUCUCGACAUGAUAGUGAUGAUGAUGAACGAAAUAGUAAUCAUCAUCGUAGACAAUCAAAAGAUAGAUCAAAGAGUAGCAGUAAAAAAUCGACUAAUCAAAGUGAAUUUUUAUCCGAUGUAAAAGAGCAAAAUAAUGAAUAA
Messenger RNA from Rotaria sp. Silwood2, 1914 nucleotides. The record is from the annotation of a GenBank genome assembly. Lineage: Eukaryota; Metazoa; Rotifera; Eurotatoria; Philodinida; Philodinidae.